Molecule: messenger RNA, 306 nt
Organism: Necator americanus (New World hookworm)
Lineage: Eukaryota; Metazoa; Nematoda; Chromadorea; Rhabditida; Ancylostomatidae
Exons: 1
Coding region: 1-306 (101 amino acids)
Source: RefSeq, a predicted model, not a curated record
AUGACACGAACAACUGUUGCAGUUCGAACACCAGCCGGUACAACACCUUUUCAUGUGGUAACUGGAAUAAGAGAAGGGGCAGUGACAGGAUCCUUUCUGUCCAACAUCGAUGACAUCAUGCGAAGAACGGUCCAUCAGUGUCUUGCUGACAGCAUCUUAGCACCAUCAAGACGCCACUUGACCGAUCUCGAGUACGAUCCCGACGAUGUUGUUACAUUCGCGGAAACCAGUGCAAAACUUCAGCAUAUCGAAAAACUUUGCACCGAAACUGCUAGCUGCAGCCUGUGGACCACGUCUACUCCCUGA